Plodia interpunctella (Indianmeal moth) is the source of this 1537-nucleotide messenger RNA. Its product is annotated as glyoxylate reductase/hydroxypyruvate reductase-like. Gene Ontology annotation, cellular component: cytosol. The record is from RefSeq and is a predicted model, not a curated record. Bases 257 to 1321 code for a protein of 354 amino acids. Gene Ontology annotation, molecular function: NAD binding; hydroxypyruvate reductase [NAD(P)H] activity; hydroxypyruvate reductase (NADH) activity. The transcript has 7 exons. NCBI's taxonomy places the organism in Eukaryota, Metazoa, Arthropoda, Insecta, Lepidoptera, Pyralidae.
AGAUCUGUAAGGAGUGCAAGUUCAAGGCUAGUCGACAGAUAAAUCGUAUAUAAGUAGAUAGCGCAGGGCAUUCGCCCCUUAUUCUUGAUCAGAAAACGACCUUGACGAGUGGGGUGAACGGUAAACCGGAAUGUAGAACGUAAUAUGCUGUCCAGUAUCACAGCUAGACCAUUUUGAAACGUGACAGCCAAAAGUGUUUCAUAUUAUUUACUUAUCACUCGACAAUCGUCAAAGAUAAAUAAUACCUACAUAUACAAUGAUAAUGCGACUCGUUACGUUAGCCUACAUUGCCUCAGUGACUGCAGUGAGUUGUGCCACUGCCGAUAAUUCCACAAUGUCUAACCUCAAAGUGCUGGUUUCUUCGAAAGAUUACCCUGAAAGUGGACUGAAGAUUUUGCGUGAACAUUUUACAGUGCUCCAAACUACUCACCUGAAUUUCGGUGAAGAAGGGAAGAAAGAGAAUUAUGAAGAACUGCUAAAUCUCAUCCCAGGGUGCUCUGCACUCGUGUGGCUAUCGCACCAUCCCAUCACCAAUGAGCUGCUGGAUAGAGCUGGCCCAAACCUAAAGUUGGUGGCUACCGUGUCAGCGGGCUACAACCACUGCAACGUGGACGAGCUGAAGGCGCGCGGCAUCAAAUUGUCAAACACACCUGAUGUGCUGAGCGCAGCGGUUGCAGAGCUUGCCAUCAGCCUAAUGCUGGGAGCCGCAAGGAGGUUCCCUGAGAACCUUCAGCAAGUCCAGAGUGGCGAAUGGGAGAUCGGAUUCGGUGUGGUCCUGGGCCAGGAGAUCCGCGGCAGCACGGUCGGCAUCAUCGGCCUAGGCGGCAUCGGACAGGCAAUCGUCAGGCGGCUGGCUGGCUUCGAAGUCAACAGGUUCCUGUAUACUGGACACAGGGAGAAGCCGGAAGCAAAAGCGCUCCACGCAGAGUUCGUGCCACUGGACACUCUGUUGUCUCAAAGUGACUUCGUAGUGUUGGCGGUGCCGCUCACAAACGAGACCAAACUAAUGAUCAACUCCACAACGCUCGGCAAGAUGAAGAGGAACGCCAUCCUUAUCAAUGUUGGACGAGGAGAUUUGGUAGACCAAGAUGCCCUGUACGAUGUCCUGAAGAGCAAAACCAUAUACGCUGCCGGGCUCGACGUCACCACUCCGGAGCCCCUGCCCAAAGAUCAUAAGUUGCUGACGCUACCUAAUGUCUUCAUAUUGCCACACAUCGGCAGCGCCACCGUGCGCACGCGCAGCGACAUGGGCGCGCUGGCCGCCAACAACGUCGUGCGGGGACUGAGCGGGAAACCACUCAUCACACCAGUGUUGCCAUAAUCAUCACAAUGAUGUAUUCACUUAAUCAUUAUUGUAUCGGCAUCGAGGCUAAACUUACCGCUAUAUUUAGUUAAAAUCUAGUAAGAAUAUAAAUAACUACUAGAUGUGUAAGAAUAGACUGUUUAACUCGAAAAAGGAGAACGAUCCAGACAUCAGACCCCCGCCAAGUCGAUAGACUUUACUAUAAAUAUAGAACUUUUUUGAAAAAGAAGAAAA